UCACGUGGACGUAUAAAUACUAAUCUUCUUUACAAUCCCUAAUCACCAAAACCCUUUCGGAGCAGAUCGCUCGAAAAACUAAACAGUAUCCGAUCGUCAUCAUCUCCAGAGCAGUCGCCAUGGUCAAGUCUAAGAAAGAAUCCGUUAAAAAAGUCGAAGCAGCACCUGUCUCAACGACGAAGCCAUCGAAGAAAAGUAAGAGAGAUGCGGAAGUUGAUCUAGACAUCAAAAAGAAGCAGAAGAAAGAGAAAGAGUUGGUUCAAGCUGAGAAAAAGGCACCACCACCAAAGAAGGUAGAGACCAGCAGUAGUAGUUCUGAUUCUGAGGAUGAAGUCAGGACUAAGAAAGCCAUUGCCAAGAAACCUCUAUCUAAGAAGGAUGACUCAUCUUCAUCUUCGGAUGAGGAGGCUGUCACUGUGAAGAAGAAGCCAGCAACCCUUAAGAAAGCCAAGGCAGAGAGCAGCUCAUCUGACGAUUCUUCUUCUUCUUCAGACGAGGAAGCCGCCCCUCCGAAGAAGCAACCAGCAGUUGUUACGAAAGCCAAAGCAGAGAGCAGCUCAUCUGAGGAUGAUGAAUCUUCUUCAGACGAGGAGGUCGUCCCUGCUAAGAAGCAGCCAGCAGUUGUUAAGAAAGCCAAGGUAGAGAGCAGCUCAUCUGAGGAUGAAUCUUCUUCAGACGAGGAACCAGCAGUUGUUAAGAAAGACAGCUCAUCCGAAGAAGAAUCUUCUUCAGACGAGGAAUCCGUCCCUGCGAAGAAGCAACCGACGACUACUCUAAAGGCUGCCAAGGCAGAGAGCAGUUCAUCAUCGGAGGAUGAAUCUUCUUCUGACGAGGAAUCUGCCCCUCCAAAGAAGCAACCAACAGUUGUCAAGAGUGUCAAGCCAGCUGCAAAAGAUUCAUCAUCCUCAGAGGAUGAAGACUCAGAAGAUGAGAAGAAAAAGGAACCUGCCACAAAGAAGCUUCCAGCUGCUGCUAAAACCAAAUCAGACUCAUCAGAGGAAGAUUCUGAUGAUGAGGAAAGUGAUGAUGAGAAACCUCCUACAAAGAAGGUAUUUAUUUAUUUUUUAUUAUUUUUAGUCACACAAGUGUCAGGAAAUAGAGGGAAACUGGUUUGCCUUGUUAUGCAGGCUAAAGUUUCUCCAACAAAAACUUCUAAACAAGAAAGCAGCAGUGGCGAAUCUAGUGAGGAGGAGAGUGAAGAUGAGAAAGUAGCUCCAAAGAAAAAGGAUACUGAUGUUGAAAUGGCAGAGGCAGAGCAGAAAUCAGAGGCAAAACAACCGAAGACGCCAACUACUCAGAGACCAACCACUCAGGCUCGAGGAGGAUCAACUACACUAUUUGCUGGAAAUCUUCCCUUUCAAAUUGAGAAAUCUGACGUAGAGAAUUUCUUCAAAGAAGUUGGUGGAAUCGUCGAUGUCAGAUUUGCUUCACAUCCAGAUGGCCGUCUUAAAGGAUACGGGCAUUUUGAGUUUGCUUCUGCAGAAGCAGCUCUGAAGGCAUUGAAACUGAUGAAUGGUAAACCAUUACUAGGCCGCACUAUUAGGCUAUCUGAUGCUAACGCCAAGCCUGCUCCACGAAGCAGCAAUGCUGAUGGCAACUUCCAGAGCAACCGCAAAGGAGAAGGAAGCCAAGUUAAAACGAUUUUUGUUUCAAAAUUCGAUAAGUCUGUGGCUGAACGUGAUAUGAUAUGUGCGUUGAGAGAGCAUUUUAGUGAUUGUGGAGAGAUCACAAGGAUUUCUUUACCUUGUGAUCAAGAGACUGGUGCUACCAGGGGGAUGGCUUAUCUAGAUUUUAUCAACGAGGAUGGAUUCAACAAGGCAUUGGAACUAAACGGAAGUGAACUGGGAGGAUGGAACAUAUUGGUGCUCGAGGGUAAACCAAGAGGAUGGAAUUCUGAUGGAAAUAAUGAUGGUGAUCGUUUCACAGCUACUAGGCCCGGUCGUCGCCCCCCUGGAAGAGGCAUUCCUGGUCGUAGCCGCCCUGGAAGAGCUCCUCCUGGUCGUGGUGACCGUAGAACACCCAGCAAACCAAGUGUAUUUGCUUCAGCAGAAGGGAAGAAGAUCGUCUUUGAUGAUUAGUGAAAAAGCUUGGCUCUUCUUUUAUUCUAGUAUCUUUCAGCCCUUUUUUUGCCUAGUUUAUGAGAAAAACUCUAAAGCUUAUAUGAUGAUUUGGUUACUCUUGGAUUUAGUUUUGUUUUUGUUUGCUUAAAGUUUUGCUGGUGUGACAUUUUUACUUUGGUAGAAACUUUUAAUGAAUUGCUUAAACUCA
Messenger RNA from Brassica napus (rape), 2268 nucleotides. Its product is annotated as nucleolin 2. Gene Ontology annotation, molecular function: RNA binding. Bases 120 to 2078 code for a protein of 652 amino acids. The record is from RefSeq and is a predicted model, not a curated record. Lineage: Eukaryota; Viridiplantae; Streptophyta; Magnoliopsida; Brassicales; Brassicaceae. The transcript is spliced from 20 exons.